Messenger RNA from Cynoglossus semilaevis (tongue sole), 1971 nucleotides. RefSeq names its product glucose-6-phosphate isomerase a (gene gpia). The coding region runs from base 79 to 1740 and encodes 553 amino acids. Gene Ontology annotation, cellular component: cytosol. The transcript has 18 exons. The record is from RefSeq and is a predicted model, not a curated record. Gene Ontology annotation, biological process: gluconeogenesis; glucose 6-phosphate metabolic process; glycolytic process. NCBI's taxonomy places the organism in Eukaryota, Metazoa, Chordata, Actinopteri, Pleuronectiformes, Cynoglossidae. Gene Ontology annotation, molecular function: carbohydrate derivative binding; monosaccharide binding; glucose-6-phosphate isomerase activity.
CACUACUGUCACUUUCUUCAUCAACCCAGACAAGCGGGGACAGUAUAUCUCGUCGACGAGGUCACAACCGGUGGAACCAUGACUCUCAGCAGCGAUCCGAACUUCCUGAAGCUGCAGCAGUGGUACCAGGCCCAUGGCCGCAGCCUCCGCAUUAGGUCGCUGUUUGAGGAGGAUCCGCAGAGAUUCAGUCAGUUCAGCACUACACUGGAGACAGACGAUGGAGACAUCCUGUUGGACUACUCUAAGAACCUGAUCAAUGAGGAAGUGAUGUCCAUGCUGGUCUCCAUGGCCAAGUCACGAGGGGUGGAGGAGGCGCGAGAGAAUAUGUUCAGUGGAGAGAAGAUCAACUUCACUGAGGGUCGAGCGGUCCUCCACGUCGCUCUGCGAAAUCGCUCUAACAAACCCAUCCUGGUGGAUGGUAAAGACGUGAUGCCAGAGGUGAACCAGGUCCUGGACAAGAUGAAGGGCUUCUGUCAGAAAGUUCGCAGCGGCGCCUGGCGUGGCUUCAGUGGGAAGAGCAUCACUGAUGUGGUCAACAUCGGCAUUGGAGGCUCCGACCUGGGUCCUCUGAUGGUGACCGAAGCUCUGAAGCCGUACUCAGCCGAAGGACCAAACGUCUGGUUCGUGUCCAACAUUGAUGGCACUCACCUGGCCAAGACACUCGCCAAACUCAAUCCGGAGACCACGCUCUUUAUCAUCGCCUCCAAGACGUUCACCACGCAGGAGACCAUCACCAACGCUGAGUCGGCCAGAGACUGGUUCCUGCAGGCCGCCAAAGACAAAUCUGCUGUGGCCAAACAUUUUGUCGCUCUAUCCACCAACGCUGCAAAAGUCUCAGAUUUUGGCAUUGACACUCAAAACAUGUUUGAGUUCUGGGACUGGGUUGGCGGUCGUUACUCUCUGUGGUCGGCCAUUGGUCUGUCCAUCGCCCUGCACAUAGGCUUUGACAACUUUGAGCAGCUUCUCUCCGGCGCUCACUGGAUGGAUCAGCACUUCCUCAAUACUCCUCUGGAGAAGAACGCUCCAGUCUUGCUUGCUCUGCUUGGCGUCUGGUAUGUGAACUUUUUCGGGGCAGAGACUCAAGCGCUACUGCCGUACGAUCAGUACAUGCACCGAUUCGCCGCCUACUUCCAGCAGGGCGACAUGGAGUCUAACGGGAAGUACAUCACCCGGAGCGGAGCUCGUGUGAACUACCAGACUGGUCCAAUCGUGUGGGGGGAACCUGGGACCAAUGGUCAACACGCCUUCUAUCAACUGAUCCACCAAGGAACCCGUAUGAUUCCUGCCGACUUCCUAAUUCCUGCUCAGUCCCAUCAUCCAAUCAAGGACAACCUCCACCACAAGAUCCUGGUCGCUAACUUUUUGGCUCAGACUGAAGCUCUGAUGAAAGGAAAGACGAGCGACGAGGCUCGGAAAGAGCUGAAAGCUGCCGGAAUGUCUGGCGACGCCCUGGAGAAGCUGCUGCCACACAAGGUGUUUGAAGGAAACAAACCAAGCAACUCUAUUGUCUUCAAGAAGUUGACUCCGUUCGUCCUUGGAGCUCUGAUUGCGAUGUAUGAACACAAGAUAUUUGUCCAGGGUGUGAUUUGGGACAUCAACAGCUACGACCAGUGGGGGGUGGAGUUGGGGAAACAGUUGGCUAAGAAGAUUGAGCCUGAACUAAAGGACCAAUCAGAGAUCUCCUCCCACGACUCCUCCACUAAUGGACUCAUCAACUUCCUGAAGAAAAACUUUGCCUAAGCCUCACCUGGCCACGCCUCCUCCUGCUCUGCCCCCAGUCACCUCCUCUCCUCUGUCGUUGUCCGACUGAAUGAGGAUCCAGCACUUUGGUGUCAGUUAGUGGAAAAGUACACACGUACACACACACACGAUACACACUCUGAACCACACACACUGGUGUCGUCCUGUUUGUUUCUCGUUGUCUUUGUUGUCAUCAGAGUUUUAUCGUUAAUUAAAGGGAUCAAUAAUCAA